Lotus japonicus is the source of this 2744-nucleotide messenger RNA. Its product is annotated as G-type lectin S-receptor-like serine/threonine-protein kinase RLK1. Gene Ontology annotation, biological process: protein phosphorylation. Gene Ontology annotation, molecular function: ATP binding; protein serine/threonine kinase activity. The record is from RefSeq and is a predicted model, not a curated record. The transcript has a single exon. Lineage: Eukaryota; Viridiplantae; Streptophyta; Magnoliopsida; Fabales; Fabaceae. Bases 65 to 2515 code for a protein of 816 amino acids.
ACUUUAAAACAAUACUGAUAAGUAGAAGAACUGAAGCGUAUGGACCAAGUUCAUUCUGCUAGGCAUGGCUUCCUCUCUGCUUCCCUUUCUCUUGUGCUCACUGAUUCUGUUACCCAUCUGUGUUUUAUCACAAACCAGAAGCAGCAUAACCAUUGGUGAUUCUCUUAAUGCUGGAAAAAGCACUUCCCCUUGGGUGGUUUCACCUUCUGGUGAAUUUGCCUUUGGGUUUCUCCAACUUAAGAACAGUACUGAUGACCUUUUCUUGCUUUCAACUUGGUAUGCCAAGAUUCCAGAGAAGACCAUUGUCUGGUAUGCUGACAAAGGCAACCCUGCUCCAAGGGGCUCAAAGGUGGUGCUCAGUGGUGAAGGAUUAGUGCUCACUGCUCCCAGUGGUGAGCAGUUAUGGAACACUUGGGAAAUUAGUGCUGGAGUUUCUCUUGGUUUGUUGAAUGACACUGGCAACUUUGUGCUUGAGGAUGGUAACUCCAACCCUGUCUGGGAGAGUUUCAAGGAUCCUAGAGACACCUUGUUGCCCUCUCAGGUUCUUGAUAAGGGUGGAGAGCUUUCUUCAAGGCUCAGGGACACAAAUUUCAGCAAGGGAAGGUUUGAGCUCCUUUUUCAAGAUGAUGGAAACCUUGUGAUACAUUCUAUAAAUUUGCCAUCUGGGUAUGUCAAUGAAAACUACUAUGAAAGUGGAACCACAGGAUCCAGCUCAUCAAGUCCUGGAACAAAACUGAUCUUUGACAGAUCAGGGGAUUUGUAUGUUUUGAGAGAGAACAAUAAAAAGUAUAAGGUGUCAGAGGGAGAGAGUACAGUAUCUACUACUCAGUUUUAUCUUCGAGCAACUCUUGAUUUUGAUGGGGUGCUCACACUCUAUCUGUAUCCGAAGAAUUCAACUGGGGGUGGAGGUUGGACUCAAGUGUGGUCUAAACCAGAUAAUAUCUGCAAUUACAUUGUUUCUGGAGGUAGUGGCAUUUGUGGAUAUAACAGCUACUGCACCUUGAGUGAAGAUAAGAGGCCAAAAUGUCAGUGCCCAAAAAGAUACUCACUGGUUGAUCCUAAUGAUCCUUAUGGAAGCUGCAAGCCUGAUUUUAUCCAGGGGUGUGCAGAAGAUGAACUCAGUCACCAGAAAGACCUCUAUGACUAUGAGGUUUUGAUAGAUACUGAUUGGCCUCUUUCCGAUUCUGUGCUUCAAAAGCCUUUCACUGAAGAACAGUGCAGGAAGUCUUGUAUGGAAGAUUGUUUGUGUUCUGUUGCCAUUUUCAGGGCAGGUGAUAGCUGCUGGAAGAAGAAAAUGCCACUUUCAAAUGGGAGAGUUGAUGCCACUCUAAAUGGUGCUAAGGCCUUGUUGAAAGUAAGGAAAGACAAUUCCUCUCUUGAUGUUCCUCCAAUUCCUUUUCCCAUCAUCGUAAACAAGAACAGGAACACUUUAGCUUUGGUUGGGUCUGUGCUUUUGGGUACCUCUGCUUUUCUCAAUGUUGUAUUGAUUGGAGCAAUAUGCUUCAGCACUUUCUUUAUUCUUCAGUACAAGAAGAAGCUUAGAAAAGGUACUACUGGUAGUGGUGUUCAACUUGAAACAAAUUUGUGUUGCUUCACUUACCAGGAGCUGGAGGAAGCCACCAACGGGUUCAACAAAGAGCUAGGAAGGGGAGCUUUUGGUGUUGUUUAUGAAGGAGUCCUGAACAUGGGUUCCACAAUAACUCGUGUCGCGGUGAAAAAGUUGAACAAUUUCCUCUUGGAAGAGGUUCACAAGGAGUUCAAGAAUGAGUUGAAUGCCAUUGGUCUUACUCACCACAAGAACCUGGUUCGUUUAAUUGGAUUCUGUGAGGCAGGAUCUGAGCGUUUACUAAUUUAUGAGUACAUGAGCAAUGGCACUUUGGCAAGUUUUCUUUUCAAUGGGGGAAAAAGAAAACCCAGUUGGAAACUGAGGCUACAAAUUGCAAUUGAGAUUUCUAGAGGACUUGCGUAUUUACAUGAAGAGUGCGGCACAAAGAUCAUCCACUGUGACAUAAAGCCUCAGAACAUACUCCUUGAUGAUUCCUACAGUGCAAGAAUAUGCGACUUUGGAUUGGCCAAGCUCUUGAAGAUGAACCAGAGCAGAACCAACACUGCCAUAAGGGGAACAAAAGGGUAUGUUGCACUUGAAUGGUUCAAAAACAUGCCUAUCACGGCUAUGGUGGAUGUCUUUAGUUAUGGGGUGCUGCUACUAGAGAUAGUUUCCUGCAGAAGAAGUGUAGAAGCGGAGCCAGAAGAUGAAGCAAAAGCAAUCCUAACAGAUUGGGCUUAUGACUGCUACAACGAUGGUGCUUUAUUUGCCUUGGUUGAGGGUGAUCAGGAGGCAUUGGAGGAUGAGAAGAACUUGGAGAAGUUGGUGAUGAUUGCUAUUUGGUGUGUUCAAGAGGAUCCGGGUCUUAGACCCACCAUGAGAACUGUGACGCUUAUGCUUGAAGGUAUUGUUGAAGUGUCAGUUCCACCAUGUCCCUCACCAAUUAGUAUUCAGUAUUCUCUAGAUUAAUCAGUUGGUAAGCUAGAUUGUCAGGUUGUGCUCUCCUUUGCAGUGUUAUCUUAUUUGAAUUGUAUAAUUUGCACUCAAGUCAGCCCAAAAUCAGAGAGAAAGUUCAAAGUCUUACAAUAGCAGUAUGUAAGCAAUGAGCAAUGCUUGAGUGAUGGAAUGAUCAAAGUUCAAACCUGUAUUUAUAGUGCUUGACAUGAGUAAUAAUGGUGUUUUAACCUUUGUUAAGUCU